AUGUGGGAGUCUGCACUUAGCGCCCGCGACCUUGUUCUCCAGUCGGAGGGGCCCCUAGGGGUUCCUCCAGGAGCUUCUGGGGUCCCUGAGGGUCCCGGCAUGCUGGGGAACAGGGGAGGGGGAGCUCUGGGUGCUCUUGGGACCCGCCAGGAAGAUGAGCUGCUGAAUACCACUGCUAGCCUGACGGCAGGAUUGCCUGGCGUUGGAUUAGAUUACCUCAAGCAGCCAGGGGGAGCUCGGGCCUGGAUACGGCCCAAGCCCCAGUUCGUAAUCAAGACGCGGGUUAAAGGGGGAACGAAACUGUUUCUGAACAUCUGCAGCCACGAGCAAGUAGACCCCUGGCACUACAAAGAACUCUUGGCAGAAGAGGGGCAGGGCUCCCAAGGCGGCAUCCGAAUUCCCAUGAGCAUAGGUCCCUGUGCGCAGACGCUGCAGCGCUGCGCAGCAGACCGAGAGGCUCGGGGCAUUCUCACGCAGUUCACGUGCGCAGGGGUGGCGCGCAAGCACCAACUCGAGCUGCAGCAGGGGGUUUCUUUCCCCAAACUCACCUACAAGGGUUUGUACAUCCGCGCCUCUAGGCCCUUAGCCUCUCCCGUUACUGAAGCCCCCCACUGCCAUGGCUUCCUCACGGCAACUUGUGCUGUCUGCUGGCCCUCAGGCUCGCUUCCGCCCCCCAUGCAGCACAUCAGGGUGACACGCGAGGCCCAAAUUGAGCUGCUGCACCCUAGUGCAGCAGCAGCACCCGCUGUAGCAACAGCGCCAGCAGUAGCAGCUGCCGUGGAUCCAUCGAAAGGCGAAAGCCUGUCAGAGCAUUUGGUGUGGGACGCAAACUUCGCAACUCCUCAAGACGCAGCGGCUUAUUUUGCCCAUCUUUCAGAGGGUCACCAAGAAAAGCAGCCAAAGCUCUCCCAGGAAGCAAGUGCGCAAGGCUUGCGAGAGUCCCCCUGGAUAGCUAGCUGGGCUCGCAGCAAGAGCAGCAGCAGCAGCAGCGACAGCAGCGACUGCGGUAUCGACCGGCUUAUUUCCGUCGGGGCCUUUCAAGCAGCAUCUCUUCAGUCUCCCGGCUCUGCCUUUGCUGGACUUGAGAAAGGCAAACAACGCGGCCUCAAGAAAGCUUUUCUCGUGACUUCUCCAGCGGCAGCAGGUCGCAGCAGCAACUGCUGCACGCAGCAGCAAGCUGAUGCUUGCAGCAACAACCCAGGUAAGGCAGCAGCAGCAGCAGCAGCUCUUUGCUCUCGCUGCAAGGCGCCCAGGCGGCGGUGCAGCUGCAGAGAAGACAGCCUGGCAUGGGAGUUCAAGUGUACCUACGCCCUAAAGAUAAGUGACCUCGAACUUGUGGUCUCCCCACUGCGUGGGGCCCUUUGGGGCAUUUCAAGGAGCAGCACUGGGCCUCUCAAGGGCUGCAGCCUUGCCUUCCCGUUACGGCUGCGAUCUAGUGCUGCCUUCGCAUUGGUGUCCACCUACAGCAGCUGCGAGGAGGCCCGGAAGGCGCUGCACCAGCUGCAGCAGCAGCAGCAGCUGGAAGAGCUCGUGCCCCUCAGCCCGGCAACUUCAGGAACUCCAGAGGAGGCCCAGCAGCAACUCAAAGACUUAGCUGCGAGGCCUGCUGCGUUCUUGCUGACAGUCUGUCUACUUGUGGACGCUGCAGCCGAAACGGCUCUCGCGCGCAUUUGUCCCGCUGCUGCUGCAGCAGCAGAGAUGGCGGCAGCAGAAUUUGCAGCAGCAGAAGACGAAGCAGCAGAUGCAGCAGCAACGGCUAAUAAGGAGGAACUCGUCACGCGGUUACAAGUGCAGAUAGACGAAAGCGACUCUUCAGACGACUGCUGCAGCGUCGCUUCAGACAGCAGCAGCAGCAGCAAAACAGCAAAACUAGAAGACAGCAGCGGCAGCAACAAGUUCAGCUUGGCAACAGCCAGCGAAACAUGCGAACUGCGGACGCGUCCAGGCGCAGCGCAGUCCUCCAGCAGUCCCCCUUCAGAGGACCAGCGGCCCCAGGGGCCCCAACAGCCUCUGGGGCCCCCGGGGCCCCAGGGAUCCCCGAGGCCCCAGGGACCCCCGGGGCCCCAGGGGCCCUCCGGGCCCACAUCCUGUGCUGCUGUACGUGAGCAGCAAACCCAUAGCCUUUUGCCGCAAGCCGCGCCUGCCCAGCGCCCCCCUUGCUAUUCGGAGGGGCAAAAAAAAGUGGGCGAUUGCAGCGGGGCCCCACUGCCUGCGGAGGAGCCGCUGCUGCUCGACGAUGAACUCUUGUGA
Messenger RNA from Eimeria necatrix, 2250 nucleotides. RefSeq lists its product as hypothetical. The coding region runs from base 1 to 2250 and encodes 749 amino acids. NCBI's taxonomy places the organism in Eukaryota, Apicomplexa, Conoidasida, Eucoccidiorida, Eimeriidae. The transcript has 5 exons. Gene Ontology annotation, cellular component: cytoplasm. The record is from RefSeq and is a predicted model, not a curated record.